Molecule: messenger RNA, 4758 nt
Organism: Sycon ciliatum
Lineage: Eukaryota; Metazoa; Porifera; Calcarea; Leucosolenida; Sycettidae
Exons: 31
Coding region: 172-3945 (1257 amino acids)
Biological process (GO): positive regulation of flagellated sperm motility
Cellular component (GO): non-motile cilium; sperm midpiece
Source: RefSeq, a predicted model, not a curated record
GUAACACUAACAGUUUCUGACAGUAAAAAGCACGACGUAUUCAGCGUAGCUGAAGUAUUUUACAAAAUGUAGGUUAGUGCUUUCUUUGGUGGAAUGGAAUGAAAGAACAUUUUCUUGCUACUGCACUGACAACUAUGUGUGGCUCUUGAUUCUCGCGUUGGAUCUCAAGUCAUGGCUGAGGCCAUCAAUGAUAUGUUGCACUCCCCUCUUCCAGGCGGUGAUGCCGAAGCAACUAGCACACCCGAACGAGCGCUUCAAUUGCCUCAAACGCCAUUCUUGCAGCCCGUCACACCAGACGGAGCUUCGUGUUCAAGUCGAGAGCAAGAAGCUGUCGCGGAAAUCUCUGCAGUGGCGGACGACGACGAGGAGUUCGACCUAACGCCGCGUAGCCUGGAGGCAGCUCAGGAGCGCUUCCCAUCCAUGGCGCACCGAGAAGGCGUAGGCUGCCGUGCUGACGACUGGUGGAAUUAUGCUCCGACCAGACCCCUGCAAGGCCGACCAACCCACACCAGCCCUCUCUUCGAGCAGCAACGUGUCGACACCGAAGAUAUACAUUUCAGAUCGGUUCUUGCAGUGCAAGCGGACAACGAGAGAGCAGUCAGGUCGGCGUUGGGAACCGAGGACUCAGAGCUAGUCGACUCGCGACUUCAAGACUAUAGAACAGAUUCGGAGCAAACUGUGAGCGCUAACGACGACCAUCGGGAACGUGAAACGUUCGAUCGCACUGCACUAGGCAUCCCUCAAUCGGCCGGAGAGAGCACAGGUGACUACGGAGAGUCCACGGAUGGAUCGAGGCUGAGCGGGAACGAUGGCGAAUCAACCAGUACAAGUAUUGCUGAUGAAACACCACGUCCACUGUUUCCCGACCAAGAUAAUCUAUGGGGCGGCAAAAAUCCGUGUAGACCGGAGUUUGUGGAGAUUCACCAUCGCCUGCCCAGCUACUUAUGGCAGCAGCGUCGUGCCUACAAGGCAUCUAUCUCACAGCGAGCGGGUGACAACUGGAAGGACGGUUGGGACGAGGCCGAGGGCUCUUUCAUGCUGGCAUUGCAGCUGCUUUCAGAAUUGGAUUUGGAGUCGCCAGAAGAUGCGCAGACCGUUGCCUCCGUCAUUAUGACAUGCUGUUUGCAGCAAGACGACUUGUUCGGUGGAUUUCUUCUGGAACACGUGUAUAGACUCCGGUACAUGCUGGAGAGAAUCAAGCCGCACCUGGGAAAAUGCAAGGAGUACCACGACCCAGCACUGACGAUCUUCAGCAUGUUGCAAAAGCCUCUGUUGGCACUGAACGUGAAGGAAUGCGCAGAGUUCUCGUAUGGCCUGGUGCAGCUCAUCAACACCGCCGCUGGGUUUUUGUCGUGCGGUGAAGACACCAUCAUGCUGGCUAUCACGCUACUCUUGUGCAAGUGGGCAACUGCUGCAGGCUGGCCUAGCACACAUGACGCUGUUCGUGACCUGUAUCUGUACCAGCCAGCACCGUACCCGCUGCAUGAAGCAGCCAUGGAGACCAGCUACGCCACCCUCCUGCUGAUGGAUACCUGGGAUCCGUGCAGCCCUUCCAAACCCAACGUGUUCAUUCGCGAGACCCUUGUUAUCCUCGCAGAUAAGGAUAUGUGUCGUCAGCAGAUAGCGUGCUCUGACCGUGUCAAGGACUUGAUACCCGCACUGGCCUCUUUUGAGCCGGACACAAGGGAAUACCAGGAGGUCCUCUCGCUCAUAAGCAGACUGCUGAUGUAUGAAGACGAUGAGAUCAAGGCGGUGGGCAUGUUUGCUACUCGUGAGAGCCUGCAACUACUCCGUCUGGAACUCGAGCGAACUGUUGUUCCCAAGUCAGUCAAAUUCUUGCUAUCAAUGAGAAAUGAACUCGUACACAUUAUUCUGAUGAUUGCCAGCCUCUGCCCAAGUGCACCAUUUGUGUCAAGUGGACUCCUUGAAGACCUGUGUCUUUUGGCUACGUUUACCGAAGUUAAAAGCAACCGUCCGCUGGUGCACAAGCUGGAGUUCCGUGAGUACCAUGACGAUGACGACUUCCUUCACGCCGACGUGACUUUGAAAGGCACGCUGAUGAUGCUGAUGUCGGUGGUGAACACAACACCUGCCGUUAUCGAUGUAAUGAAGCACCAGUUCGUCAUGACUUCACUACUCUUCUAUGUUGCCGACAAGCCUCUGCCGAGUUUCCCGUUCUCGCCUGGAAACUUCGUCCAGCUGCAGCUCUAUGCUAUGACGGCACUUCUGCACAUUGCACCCAAAAUGCUACCAUCAUUCAUUGAGGAGCAGGGAGCUAACCGCCUUGUUAUGCUCCUGGAGCACCUCUGUUCAGAACGGUGCUUCAUCGCAGAAGAUGCCAACGGUACUCUGAUCCGAGCAGCACUGAGCUGUGAGCAGCAGAUGUCAUUGCUGGAGGCGACCUUUCAGAUUCUGUAUGCGCUGAUUCGCCAGGACGACGAGCAAGGCGCAUUCCGUAGCGAUCUCAUCGCACAAGGAGCUGUUCACCAAGUCCGAACAUUCGUCGUUGAGGUUCUCACUAAGGUCUUCAUCCGGCGCAUGUCACGCACCGGUAUACACGAGGCGGACGUGUCGGCGCGACUUCACUCAGCCGUCCACCUGGCCACGCAGCUACUCAAUCUGCUGCACUGUGAUACGCACCCUCAGUAUGAUGCCAACGACGCGGCCAGCUUUGACUAUCUGAAGGUCAUCCUGGAGAUGAUGAGCGGUGCCAAGGAAGGCGUCUGGGUGGACGUGAGGACGGCCGAUGAAGCCAUUCCCAUAGCCGUGCUCGAAUCCAUACAGCGCAAUGUAGUGAACAACGCUGCGUGCGAGGAGCGUGUGUUUGCGCUGGGCCUCGUCCGUCAACUUCUCGACAUUCUGAAUAUGUCGCACCCGGGCAACUUCCAGGACACUCUGAUCACCGUGCUGUCGGACUUGGCCGACAACGGAGAGCAAAUCCCUCAGUUCAAAACGUGGACGGCCAGGAGAAAGCGCCGAAGCAGCACGGACAAGUCGCCUGGCAACGGCCGUAAGAGCACGGCGGAGAAAGAAAGACCAGUGAAUGUUUUCACGAUGAUGGCACGUCUGUGGCGAGAGGCUGAGGAGAGAGCGGAGGUAACCAGAGGGACCAGUGGAGAGAUACUCGACUGCAAAGCGCCACUGCUGACAAAAGAUGAGAUCACCACUCGCCGUGCUGGACAGCAGCCCGAUAGGCCCGCAACUAGCUACGAUCUGAUCAGCCACAUCCGCCGCUACCCAUCCGUUCAGGAGGUGGACAAGACCCAGCGACCUGCCAUUGCAAACAUCGUGCACAAAGCGGGUCCCGUUCCCGGACACGUAGGAGGAAAAGAUCGUGUUACCAUGACUACGAUUCAUAUCUACCUUGACAUGAAGUGUAUGGAAGUUAUCCAAGAUACAAUCGAUGACUUGGAUCGGCGCAGCAUUCCUGUACCGGACAUGUGGAUGCAAUGGCUGGAUGAGUGUUUGGUGUACGCCGCCAAACGUGCCAGAGCUGCAACUGAACUGCAGAUGCACUAUGCGAAUGCAGACACGGAACGGGAGUUAUCCGAGGAAGCGCAAUACUUCCAACAGCGACUUGGCUGGAACAAACUAGAGAAGCUUGUGGAGGAAGAGAAGGAGAAGCAGCGACUGCUGACGUCCAACCUUGCCGCUUUGAAGGCGGCCAGUGGUCGUCGUCGUGAGUUGGCAGCGGAAGCACGGAGACGCAAUCCAAGACCAACAGAUGGAGUGUUCCAUGAUGUCACUCUGCCCAACCUCCGAACAAAGUAUACUGGUGGUCAAGUGGCUAUUGAAGCCACGCCAUCGAUUCUCCUGUCAAUCCGUGAAUCAGCUAACACGGAGGCACGCCAUCGGCUGGAGAAGACCGUCACGCACUUCCGAAACGACCGUGAAUAUCAAGCCACAUUGGACCUAGCUGCUGCUCCUCGACAGCGCACGCCAUAAACACCAGGAUGCAUGUGCGUGAUCCUUCUUGAGUGCCGUCUCUAAGACUCGUGGAGUGUACUGCCAGGCGAAAGCACCAGCUAGAUUCAGUGCGAAGAAAACUUGAGAAACCGCUACACUGCAAUGCAGUAUGCUUGAGCUCGAUAGUAUCUCUUCUAUUGCAACGAUGUCGUGCCAUUGCGUAUCAUGUUUGUUGGCAGCGUACUGUCUGAUCGCCAACAGUGAAUACUUGAUGUGUCCGCAUUGAAGAUCCCUCAGCUGCACAGUGCCAUGCACGGGCACAAGCCGGUAAAUGAAUGCAAGGCGAAGUGCGUGUGCUGCUGCUGCACUGCCCGCUGUUACUCGCGGCUUUGAAGUACAUGUACCGUGCUGGGUGUAGGUGUGGGAGAGGCCUAUACUCUGGCAUCAUAACAACGGCGGUGGGCAUAUUGUCUUGCAGGGAAUCGUAUACUGAACGGCUGCAUGAACAAUUGAACAUGUACUCGAAGUACAUGGUUGAACAACUUAGAAGCAACUAUUGCCUGUCUUUUUUUCUUUCUUUUUUACCGGAUUUUAAUCGUUUUAUUACACUGUAGACAAAAUGAAUGAAAAACGUAAAAUGUUUGGCACCUAUGAUCAGGGGAUGGCCCACGCCUGGUAAAAAUUGCCUGUCUUUAGUGUUUUACCAAGUGAAACUCUGACUGUAUGGAAAGGAGGGGUUUAGACCUCCUCCUGCUUCCUACCGUCAGAAUGUAUUGCGGCCAAAAAAACAUUAUACCUUUUAUAUGUUUACAUCGAUUUCGACAAUAGUGCACAUUCUAAUGAAUACUUGUA